Messenger RNA from Acanthochromis polyacanthus (spiny chromis), 1494 nucleotides. RefSeq names its product centromere protein U (gene cenpu). The record is from RefSeq and is a predicted model, not a curated record. The coding region runs from base 117 to 1280 and encodes 387 amino acids. The transcript has 12 exons. Gene Ontology annotation, cellular component: nucleus. NCBI's taxonomy places the organism in Eukaryota, Metazoa, Chordata, Actinopteri, Pomacentridae.
ACCCCCGUGUUUGUGGAAUGGUACAGUCCGGGAGUUGAACUAUUUUGCGGGAAGCUGUUUGGACAGAUAAAAGCGAAAGAGCUGUUAUUUAAGCCUCCGUUGCUUCUAAUAAGAAAAUGUCAUCUGUUGAUCCAAUGGAUUCUCCUGACCUGUCUACUAUAGACAAAGCGAGCUUCCUGCAGGGACUGCAGCUACAUGAUGGUAACCCUCUGCACAGCACCGCCGUGGAAGAAGAUUUGAAUGAUGUAGAGAAAGAAGAGACAGACAAAGGAGGAGCAGGAAGAGAAGACAUUCCAAAGACACUGAAGACUACGAACAAACAACAACGGGCUGCUGUGAAGAAGAAGAGGACAGAGGAGGGUGGAGAGAAUGAGAAAGACGAGGAGCAGAAAAAGAAAAAGAGGAAAAGUGCUGGAGAGAUGGUCAAAACCAGACCAGUGAAAAAUCAACAGAUGAAGGACCAGAAGAGAAAGAGUGAAUCAGGAAGUGGACAGCACAGCGACAACCAAUUACAGGAGGAAUCAGACUCUGGCAGCGUCCAGCAGGGCCGUAGGAGACUCCUGUCCUCUGAUGAGGAGUUGGACAGCGACACCAGCUGGAACCCAAGUCCUAAGAAGCCCAGGAUGUAUAGUUUGGGCACAACUAGAAAGCCUUCACUGAGCAGCUCCAAACCCAGAAAGUCUUCAUCAGGCAGUGCAUCAGGGGAAGCUGAAAAAGCCGACAGAGAUAAACAGAAGAGGAAGAGGCAUCAGGGAGGUACAGAUCUGGACGUGGUGCUGGAUAACUUCCUGGAUUUUUGUGACCAGUACAGAGACACUGUGGAGUCUAAAGCAGUCAAAAAGUCCAUUGAUUCUUUCUCUAACAGUGUCAAGGACCAACUAUUGGAAAAGAUCUCUUCUUGUAAGGAGUUACGGGUCCUCAAAAGAGAAAAUGCAAAGGUGGGUUCUGCGAUUCGUACAAAAACACAGAAACUACUGCACGCCAAGCAUGAGCUGAUGAGGGCAGAGAGGCAGGUGUUUUUGCUGCAGAAGGAGAAAGCUGAACUUGAACUCAGACUGGCUGAUCUGAGACGAGGCCGUGCCUUCCUCCAUGACAUCAGAGAACUCAACAGACAGUAUCUAGAACACCGACGCAAACACCCCAGACAGAAAGAGACGUACGGUGCGUCCAGCUUACCGGCUCUGCUGUUGGAGGCGAAACUUAUGCAUGCAGCAGAGGGAGACAGAGGAGUCAACAACGGACCGAAUUCAAGACAGAAGCGAAACACAACUGAGAAAUAAUGUGGGAUGAUGUGUAUCCCACACACAAACAUGUAUAAACUUUAAACCUCUUCUAGAAUAAAUAUUAUCAACAGCAUUAAAGCUGCUGUGAAAAAUAAGCUGGAAGCUUUGCUUGUUGGGGAUUGGGUUUUGUACACCAUAACUGUAAGAUACACAUCAUUUUUAGGUUAAUGCAACAUAAUAUGUAUAUAAAAAUAAACUAAAUAUACCAGCA